AUGCCGCGGCGAACAAAAGCAGUUGCAAAGCGUAUAAAGAACUUAGUUCAAAGCGCGAAAAAUAGGGUAGAGCCAUAUGUCGUCAACACUGUUGAAUUUGUGCUAUCUGUAUUAUUGAGCGGCGCUACAUUUUGCCAAUCAGAAUUUCAAUUCAUGCUGAAUAACAUCAAAGUUCCGUCAGAAGCUACAUUUCAUCGAGUCCAAGAAAAGGUUGGUCGUGUUAUCAUAGAAGUUGCCAGAGAAUCUGUUAAUUAUUGGAAAUCUCGAAUGAGAAAAUGUUCGGGACUUUUGUUUGACGGUUCUUGGAGUCAGAGAAGAAAUGCAAUGUUUUGCUAUGUACAAUUUGUAGAAGAGAAACUCAAAAAAUUGUAG
Trichomonas vaginalis G3 is the source of this 372-nucleotide messenger RNA. RefSeq names its product zebrafish ch211-108c17.2-related family. Bases 1 to 372 code for a protein of 123 amino acids. The record is from RefSeq and is a predicted model, not a curated record. The transcript has a single exon. Lineage: Eukaryota; Parabasalia; Trichomonadida; Trichomonadidae.